AUGGCUAAUGAGGAAAAAGAUAGCGUGGAAGACUACUUGCCGCUAAAGGAUUUCAAAGCGGAAAUUGAAGUACAGGAAGGAGCUUUCUCUCUUUGCUUUUGGCUUUACCUCAUGAGCUCCACUGCCUUCCCUGCCAGGCUCAUUCAGGUGCAAUCAGGUGCCAUGGAAGGUGCUCCUUUUCUUGUUCUGAGUGAGAAGAAGAAAAUGGUGCUCUUGCCAUUGAGUAUCUUACACAAGGAAGCUCCUGAAACUUGUGACUUGACUUCACUGUCAGAAGUUCCACAUGUAGCUAUGGAGACUGAGUUUCCUAUGGAGAAAUGGAUUCAUAUUGGGUGUGAGGUUUCGUCUGAUUUUGUGCUGCUACACAUUGAUGGUGAAAUUGCGGGAAAGAAAGCUAUGUCAUCUUUGUUCAACAAAGAUUCCAUUUCAAGUGGUUUGACGAAGAUCACUUUGGUUUGUGGUGGUGGAGAUGACAACAGUUUGCAGGGUUAUGUCCACAAUCAUAAAGUUUUGCCUUUGACUUCAUCUAUUAUGGAAUACUAUGCUAAGGACCCACCUCUACAAUUAUCCAUUGAUAAUUCAUCUGCUUCGGAGAUUGAAGAGGGCAGUGAUGGUGUUUGGAGUAUUGUUGGUGGCAAGGCCUCUUGUCGCAGGAUUUUUUCACUGGAUGUUGUACUGUUAGAUGCCUUUUCCCAUCCUAUAAACAAGGAGUUGGAGGUUAUUGCUUCCCUCGUGUAUGCUGACAAUGGGGCACCUGUGGAGAAGACAAGUGACGGAGAAGCUCCUCUUUUGGCAAGCCAAGAUGGGGUUGAAUUUGCUUCGUGUGAUAGACCAAGUAAAAUGCUGCAUGGGCAUGCGUCUUUUAAGCUGAAGAUAUCUCAGCUUUCAUCUAAGUGUGAUAAUCGGAUGUUCCGCAUAAUGUUUCACAUGCCAAAACUGGAAACGUAUCCUUUCCUCAAGGCAUUCUCCCCUCCAAUUCGUUGUAUCUCAAGGAAUCCUAGUACUCGGAUAUCCUCUAGAUUGUGGAAAAGGCCAGCAUCUGCCAAUGAUCAACUUAAUUUAUCUCAGUUAUCAGGAUUGGAUGAUGAAACGUUAGAACUUCAUCACAGUUCUAUUCAUGAAGAAAAACUGAGUCCAUCAUCAAAGCGGUGUAGAUUGGGACAAGAUGACGAAUGCAACUCUCAUUUAAGAACUGCUAAUCAGGUUAAAAAUGUGGUGAGGAGAUCCGACAGUCUUGAAGAAUUAGAUGUCUCCCAAACUGAUUCAGAGAGCCCCGAAGCGAGAAACUCAGCUCUCAAGAGUACGUCAAGUAGUAGAAAUCCAAUGUCAGAUGCAACCAUUUUUAAAUACUGCCUAGCAGGUUUAACUGAAAAGACUCUUCUGCUCAAGGAGAUUUCCAGCACUGGUUCUAAUGAAGAACUUUUGAGUUUUUCCCAUCAGGUUUCCUUAUAUUCAGGAUGUUCACACCACAGGCACCAAAUAGCAAUGGCAAAGCGAUUGAUAGAGGAAGGAAAUAAGGCUUGGAAUUUGAUCUCACAAAAUAAACACCAGGUUCCAUGGGAAAGUGUGGUUUUUGAAAUUGAAGAGCAAUUCAUGAAGAUUGCUUGUUGUAAUUCUCGGGCUCUCACGCAACAGGACUUUGAGCUACUGAGGAGAAUUGCUGGUUGCCAAGAAUAUCUGGCCCAAGAAAACUUUGAAAAGAUGUGGUGUUGGUUAUAUCCUGUAGCUUUAACGUUAUCAAAAGAUUGGAUAAAUACAAUGUGGAGUUCAACAUCUCCCAAGUGGAUAGAAGGAUUCAUUACGAAGGAAGAAGCUGAAACUUCACUUCAAGGUUCAAGGGGUUUACAGGAAUCUGGUACAUUUGUACUCCGGUUUCCUACUUCAAGGAGCUGGCCCCACCCAGAUGCUGGUAGCUUAGUUGUGACUUAUGUUAGCAGCAAGCACUCUAUUCACAACAAGCUUAUCUCCCUUGAUCAAAUGUUUAGUUCUGCUGAGAGGGAAAAGAAUGCAAAACCACUGCAAGAUAUGCUUCUUGCGGAACCCGAACUCUCUCGAUUGGGAAGGCAAGAAAUUUAUUAA
Prunus armeniaca (apricot) is the source of this 2079-nucleotide messenger RNA. Lineage: Eukaryota; Viridiplantae; Streptophyta; Magnoliopsida; Rosales; Rosaceae. The record is from the annotation of a GenBank genome assembly.